AUGGAAACUCUUAGCGCGCAAAACCCCUGGUAUUGCAAACAGUGCGAGCAGCACCGACAGGCAUACAAGAAAUAUGACUUUUGGCGUUUACCCGAGGUCCUUAUCAUUCACCUUAAGCGUUUCCGUACAACAUUCCCUAUGCAGAGAAUCAACGAAUUCGUGGAUUUCCCAGUUGAAGGCCUCAAAAUACUUAAUUCGGGGCACAUAUAUGACCUUGUUGCCGUCAGCAAUCACUUCGGUGGACUCGAGGGAGGACACUACACUGCGUAUGCUAAGAACCAAGACGACAAACGCUGGUACAAUUUCGACGAUUCUUAUACCCGUCAGCUAUCCAAAAGUCGUGUAGUAGUACGUUUGUUACAUUUUGAUGCAUGCUGUUCACUUGAAUGA
Messenger RNA from Dibothriocephalus latus, 390 nucleotides. The record is from the annotation of a GenBank genome assembly. Lineage: Eukaryota; Metazoa; Platyhelminthes; Cestoda; Diphyllobothriidea; Diphyllobothriidae.